Molecule: messenger RNA, 2502 nt
Organism: Ipomoea nil (Japanese morning glory)
Lineage: Eukaryota; Viridiplantae; Streptophyta; Magnoliopsida; Solanales; Convolvulaceae
Exons: 1
Coding region: 1-2502 (833 amino acids)
Biological process (GO): DNA integration
Molecular function (GO): nucleic acid binding; RNA-DNA hybrid ribonuclease activity
Source: RefSeq, a predicted model, not a curated record
AUGACGACCUGCCCGAGUUUCCUUGACGCAUUCAGGGGGUACCACCAGAUCUUUAUGGAGGAAGCUGAUGAGGAGAAGACAGCUUUCACCACUCCAGAAGGGGUCUACUGUUACAAGGUCAUGGCCUUCGGGUUGAAGAACUCGGGUGCCACCUACACCCGGAUGGUAGCCAAGGUGUUCAAACAAGUCCUCGGUCGCAACCUACAAGCUUACGUGGACGACAUGAUAGUGAAGAGCACCGAAGCCAACCUGCACACGGACGACCUAGUUGAGGUAUUUUCAAUUAUGCAACGUUUCAAUCUGCGUCUUAACCCCAAGAAGUACACCUUCGGGGUCCACGAGGGGAAGUUCUUGGGGUACAUGGUUUCCAAGAAGGGCAUAGAGCCCAACCCGGACAAGGUAAAGGCUAUCCUGGACAUGGAGCCCCCACGGUGUCUCCGGGAAGUCCAGCGCCUCAAUGGGCGACUAGCGGCCCUCGGUCGUUUCCUCUCGAGGUCGGCCGAGAGAUCUCUGCCAUUCUUUGGAGUACUCAAGAAGACCAAGGGGUUCGAGUGGUCUCCGGAGUGCCAAAAGGCUUUCGAGGAUCUCAAGACAUAUCUAAUGUCGCUCCCCCCGCUAGCCAAACCCGUCAAGGGGGAGGUCUUGUACUUGUACCUCGGCAUCUCCCAGGCCGCAGUCAGCUCUGUGCUGGUCCGGGACGAUGACGGGGUCCAACGGCCCGUGUACUACACGAGCCGAGCUCUACGGGGAGCGGAGAUCAGGUACACGCCCGUCGAGAAAGCCAUAUUUGCGGUAGACAUCACCACAAAGAAGCUCGGCCAUUAUUUUCAGGCCCACCCCGUUCACGUCCUUACCAACCAACCCCUAGAUGCGGUGUUGAGGGCCUCGGGGUCGGCCAGCAGGUUGGUCAAGUGGGCCAUGCGGCUUAGCCAGUACGACAUACAAUUUCGGACCCGCCCAGCCAUCAAGGGGCAGGCACUAGCCGACUUCAUAGUCGAGUGCACUGCCCGGGAAGCCACCGAGCAGGCCCGAGAUGAAGACGAGGAGUGGUGGACUCUGUCCACAGACGUAGCUUCGGGACCAAAAGGCUGCGGAGGGGGGGUCGUCCUCAUCACACCCGAGGGGUUCAGAGCCUACUACGCCCUCCGUUUUGCCUUCAAGCUGUCCAACAACGAAGCCGAGUACGAGGCGCUCCUCGGAGGGCUCCGACUAGCACUAAACAUGAGGGUCGAGAAGCUCAAGAUCCGAUGUGACUCCAGGCUAGUAGUGGGCCAAGUCACAGGAGAGUUCGAGGCAAGUGACGAGAUGAUGAGGAGGUACCGGGAUGUGGUGCUCCAGCUCCUGGGCCAGCUAAUAAACUAUGAAGUCCUACAAGUACCCCGAGUCCAAAACACGGACGCCGACAUGUUGUCCAAGCUCAGCCAGGGGGCCCCGGAGCACAUCUCAAAAAUUGCCCGAGUCGAAGACUUCGAGAGGUCGAGUCUGGAGUUCUACCCGGUCCUACCGGUACAGAGCCAACCCCCCUGUUGGUUGGACCACCUCAAGGAGUACAAACAGACAGGUAUGCUACCUCAUGAUGAGGUUGAUGCCAAGCUAGUGAAGUGGCAUGCCCCCACAUAUGUCAUCAUGGGGGACACACUCUAUAAGAGGUCGUACUACGGCGCCCUACUCCGCUGUUUGUACCCGGACGAAGCCAGGUCGGUCAUGGAGGAAAUCCACGAAGGAACCUGCUCCGCCCACCAGGGCGCCUUCACCAUGGCCCGUCGAGCCAUCUUGCAGGGGUACUUUUGGCCGAGAAUGGCCAAAGAGUGUGCCGACUACGUAAGGAGUUGCGAGACAUGCCAGCACUUUCAGGUCGGCCCCGGCCGGCCCGCCACGAACUACACCCCGAUCAGCUCGGUCAUCCCCUUCUCCAGGUGGGGGGUCGACAUAGUAGGGGCCCUUCCUAUGGGGUCGGGCAAAAGAAAGUACCUUAUAGUGGCUGUCGAUUACUUUACCAAAUGGGUAGAGGCGAAGCCGCUGGCAAGCAUCACAAGUGCCCGGUGCAAACAGUUUGUCUACCAAGACAUUCUAUGUCGAUUUGGGGUCCCGAUACAACUCAUCACUGACAACGGGCGCCAAUUCGAAGGGCAAGAGUUCGAGGCAUUCUGCGCCGAGUGGCGCAUCAACCAUAGCCGAGUCGCCGUUUGCUAUCCACAAGCCAACGGGCAAGUGGAGAACGCCAACCGCACCAUAGUAAACGGUUUGAAGAAGAAACUUGAAUCCGCAGGAGGAGCAUGGGUGGAGGAGCUCGACGCCAUCCUAUGGGCCUACCGCACCACCCCUAGAAGGGCCACCGGGGAGACACCGUUUUCCUUAGCCUACGGUUUUGAAGCCCGAGCCCCCGCAGAGGCGGUCAUACCUUCCCGGCGAGAAGAACAAUAUGACCCCGACACCAAUGAGGAACACCAUAGCGCCGACCUCCACAUGGUAGAUGAUAGAAGAGAGGCAGCUUCUAUCUGA